Messenger RNA from Trichoderma aggressivum f. europaeum, 816 nucleotides. RefSeq lists its product as uncharacterized. Gene Ontology annotation, biological process: one-carbon metabolic process. The transcript has 3 exons. The record is from RefSeq and is a predicted model, not a curated record. The coding region runs from base 1 to 816 and encodes 271 amino acids. Lineage: Eukaryota; Fungi; Ascomycota; Sordariomycetes; Hypocreales; Hypocreaceae. Gene Ontology annotation, molecular function: zinc ion binding; carbonate dehydratase activity.
AUGACUCGCUUUGCCCAAUUCGCAGCCGUUGCGCUCUCUCUCGCCGCGCCGGCGCUGGCGUCGUGCGACUACGGAACCCAUCUUAACCCCCGAAGCGAAUCUGUCCCCAUCAGCACCUUUGGCUACACCGGACUUGCUGGGCCUUUGAACUGGUUCGGCCUCAACGAGACGACCAACAAGAUGUGCGCUACUGGCAAAAACCAAUCACCCAUCAACCUGGAUUCUUCCAUCACCACGGCCCACGGAAGCUCGGUCACGUUCAAGGUCGACGCUUACCCUCAUGGUGCCGAGUUUGAGAACCUCGGCACUACUGUCGAGGUGCCCGUCAACGGCUCGCUGGUGGCCGAUGGCAAGUCGUAUAAGCUGGCUCAGUUCCACUUCCACACUCCUAGCGAGCAUCGCGUGGAUCUCGAGUACUUUCCCAUGGAGGCACACUUUGUCUUUUCAGCUGCAGACAAGUCCACCGCUGUUGUCGGUUUCUUGAUCAACCUCGGCCUUAUUCCUGAUCCUCUCCUGACCUCGGUCUUCGCCUCCGUCGGCAUGAUUGCGACUCCCGGCUCGACCACCACCACAGGCCCUCUCGUGUUUGGUCCUCUUGAGAACCACCUCAACUCCAACACCAUCUUCAAGUACUCUGGCUCUCUGACCACGCCUCCUUGCUCCGAGGGUGUCUCUUGGUACAUCAGCACCAAGCCCCUGACAAUUGACGAAAUCACCUAUCAGCGCGUCAGGGACGUGGUCAAGUUCAACUCCCGUUAUACGCAAAACUCGCUUGGCGAGAUCAAUCUGCUCCAGAACGCCGCCAAUGAGCUUUAA